AUGCGGCGAGCCAGCCGAGACUACAGCAAAUACUUGCGGGGCUCCGAGGAGCUGGGCGGUGGCAACGCCCACGACAGCGCCCCGCCGCCGCCUGCCCCGCCGCAGGCGGCCCCGCCGCUGCCGGCACACCCGCACCCGCCGCCCGCCUCCCGCUCGCUCCUGGCCGCCCUCGUCCUGCUGGGGCUGGGGCAGGUGGUGUGCAGCGUGGCCCUCUUCCUCUACUUCCGAGCUCAGAUGGACCCUAGUAGAAUUUCAAAAGAAGAUGCACACUGUGUCAGAAUGCUUUUCAGAUCUCCAGAAAGUAUAGGUUUGCAAGAUACACCGUUUGAAAAUCAAGAUGUGAAGUUAAUGCCGGAAUCAUGUAGAAGGAUGAAACAGGCUCUCCAAAGAGCUGUGCAAAAGGAAGUCCAGCGUAUCCUGGGGAGAGAAACACCAAGACCAGAAAAAGCUGCAAUGGAGGCAUUAGGAAUGGAUCUGUACAAAAGAAAUAAGCCUGAGAAGCAGCCUUUUGCCCAUCUCAUUAUUGAUGAUAAGAAUAUUCCAUCAGGAACUCGUAAAGUGAACCUUACAUCCUGGCAUCAUGACAAAGGCCAGGCAAACUUAUCAAAUAUGACGUUUAAUGAUGGGAAACUAAUUGUUAAUCAAGAUGGAUUUUACUACCUGUAUGCCAACAUCUGUUUUAGACAUCAUGAAACUUCAGGAAACCUGACUAAAAGAGGGCUUCAGCUGAUGGUGUAUAUGACUAAGACAAACCUUAAAAUAAGGCGCUCUGAUGUGUUGAUGAAGGGAGGAAGCACCAAAUACUGGUCAGGGAAUUCAGAAUUCCAUUUUUAUUCUGUAAAUGUAGGAGGGUUUUUUAAAUUAAAAUCUGGUGAAAUGAUAAGUAUCCAGGUAUCAAACCCAUUGCUACUGGAUUCAUCACAAGAAGCAACUUACUUUGGGGCAUUUAAAGUAAGGGAUUUAGACUGA
Molecule: messenger RNA, 969 nt
Organism: Cygnus atratus (black swan)
Lineage: Eukaryota; Metazoa; Chordata; Aves; Anseriformes; Anatidae
Gene: TNFSF11
Product: TNF superfamily member 11
Exons: 5
Coding region: 1-969 (322 amino acids)
Biological process (GO): immune response
Cellular component (GO): membrane
Molecular function (GO): tumor necrosis factor receptor binding
Source: RefSeq, a predicted model, not a curated record